This is a messenger RNA of Panonychus citri (citrus red mite), 3897 nucleotides long. RefSeq lists its product as uncharacterized. The transcript is spliced from 15 exons. Bases 270 to 2630 code for a protein of 786 amino acids. Lineage: Eukaryota; Metazoa; Arthropoda; Arachnida; Trombidiformes; Tetranychidae. The record is from RefSeq and is a predicted model, not a curated record.
UGAGUAAUAAUUCCAAUAAUUAACCUUGUAAGUGUUUUGAACUAACUGAUUUCAUUUGAUUUUCUUCACCAUCAUCAUCUUUUUCUUCUUCUUCUCUUCCAUUUUUCCAACAUCGUCAUCACCAUGAAUCGUUAAUUAUCAGCCCCUGGAGCAAUUAGAAUGGCUCAUUGGUAAAUUGGAACAUCAUUCUUUUUGUUUUUGCUCAAACAAUUUGUUCCCAUUUGAGUUUAAUUCUGUAAUUGUCACAAUCGUCAGUGUCCAAGGCAAUUAUGUUCCUGUUCCUGUCAACCUUUGGUAAUCUCUGGUUAGGGAUUACAAGGAGCCUUUUGUUAACCCUUUACUUGUUUACUUUUAUUAAUUGUUGUUACUCUUGGUCAUUACCUGGUAAUAUAAGUUCAUCAACUCAUUCAUUGAACAGAACAAUUGAUUUCAAUAGGAAACAAGCGAUUCUCACAAGGUCUGGAUUCACUCAAAUUUUGUAUAAUUACAUUGAUUCCGAUGUUGAUCAAUUGCACAUCAAUCAAGUCACCUCUAAAUGUAUCGACAGUUUAAUCAAUUUAAAUCGAUCUCUUGAAAAUGGUAGUCCAUGGGCUUUCAAAAUGUUGGAUGCUUCCGGUCGAGCUCCUAUUGAUUUAACUGGUUUUGGUUAUGUUGAUAUGGGAAAUUUUGACCAAUGUUUACAAAUCGACUGGAUUAAUUUCUCGGGAUAUAAAGAGGUUGGUCAACAUUGUCUCACCUCAGUUGUUCCUAAUCCCCCUAAUCCUGGAACCGCCGCGGAUUUGUUUACAUCUAGUAAGAUAUUGUUGGAUUAUGAUGAAGGAUAUUCACUGAGAAUAGGAUUUUGUAUACCCUCAAGUUGCUCUCAAACUGAUCUGAAGAUCAUCUUAAACAAAGCUUUGGAACCAUAUUCAUGGAGUGUAUUAAGAGUUGAUACUUGUCAGAUCUCUAAAUCGUUCAGUGAAAAGUUCUGGGCUGCUCCGUCUUCCCAAAAGAUCAGCUUCCUCUUGUUAAGUGCAUUUGUCUCCCUUGUUGCCUAUGCAACAUGGAAGGACAUCUCAACCCAUGGUCACCAUGAUAACAACUCUGAGAAAAAGAGUAAACAACAAUCAAUUGAUAACAGUGAUACCAAUCAAUGGAUUCAUAGUUUCUCAAUUGUAAAUAAUUGGAAAAAACUGAUAGAACCGGAUAAGGAAAUGAUUAAAUGUCCAACAUUAUCAAAAUUCACUUUAACUCAACAUUUUGUUGUUUUACAUUUUCACGCAGUCGUUUGGCCAAUGAUGACCAAUGCCGUUACCCUUUAUGCCAUUGGUAAUCCGUUUGUCCGAUACAGAGACAGUCAACUGAUUCGAAAUUUAUUCGGUGAAUGGUUCAUGGAUGGUCUUUUUGCUUAUGCCGGAUUCAACAAAUCAUUGGAACUUUGGAAAAAAAUUACACCUAAAACACCAAUUUGGCGUAUCUUCAGUAUCAUCUUCUGGAAGAUGUUAAUACUCAAUUCACUUUUCUGUAUAAUGAUCAUGGCGGAAAUAGUUACACCAUUGUUUUCCUAUGGACCUUUUGCCUCAUUGAUUGCUGAAAGAAAAGCUGAAGUUUGUUCUAGAACAUAUCUAGCGAAUCUCCUCUUCUACCAAAAUUAUCUUGGUAAUAUAGAUAAAGUUUGUAAUGCUCAUUCAUGGUCAGUCGCAGCUGAAUAUCAACUUAUUUUCUUUCUCGCUGGUUUGGUUUGGCUUUUCAAACGAUCACCUAGACUUGCAUUAACUUUGAACAUGAUGGUUUGUUUUGGUGGGUUAGCUUACGUUGCUCGAGUAUUUUACAUGAAUGAUUUGUCUCCUCAUCCACUUGCCCGAGGCUUUCAUCCAAGUAUUUUAGCAAAAUGGGCUGAAUUGGUAUAUUUACCAUCAGAAAUGCACCUAUGGCUUUAUCUCAGUACACCCAUGAUUGUAUAUGUCAUCAUGAAUCCAUCUUUAUUCAAAUUUACAAAGUUUUUCGACGACAAUUCAUCAAAAGUAAAACGUAGCCUUUACUUUUAUGGAAUUGCAAUGAUAUUUUAUCCAUAUAUAUGGUCAUCAUCCUUAAGCUCAUAUGAGUCUCGAUUAUUUGCUUCGAUUUAUGUUGUUAUUUACCGUUUGCUCACUGGACUUUUCUAUUUUGUUCUGGUUCUCGGUCAUGCAGAUGAAUUCCGACAAUAUUUUGGAACAGAAUCUUCCAAAUCAUCCGAGAUAACUAAUAAUAAUAACAAUAACAAUUCAACUCCAUGUAAUGAAGAUACUCUCCAUUCUAAUGGUAUCAUCAAAUCAACUGAAACUACACAAAAGGUUAAUCAAUCGCAACCAACCAAUAAUUGUGAAAAAUACAAACUAGAACCAAGUCAAUAUAAAAUAAUUCACAUUGCAACAGUUAUAUUCAAAUCGACGUAUUGUAUUCAUAUUCCUGUUUUGAUCUGGUACUACAGUCAACACAAAUGGCCAGUUCUAACAACUCAAGAAUGGAUUUGUCACUUAUUCUUAACGGUUUUCCUUUCUAUUGCAAGUGGAUUUGUCUUUUAUUUAUUCAUCUUGGGACCAUUCAACAAUUUAGUCGACUUAAUUAAACCAAAACAGAGGAUGAACAAUGAACGACUCAAGAAGGAAUAAUCUUGCUUGACGAUUAACAAUUAGAUCAAAUAAUAUUAAUGUUCAACAUAAACGGGCCACUAAAGUGUUCAGUUGGCAAACUCAACAAGAUUUACCUGUUGAUUUCAUAUUGAUAAGAUUUCAUCCACCUCAAGACUCAUUUUAAUUCCCGACUUUUCAUCUGUGUUUAUAAAAAUCUCAAUUAAUCAGUUAUACAAUUUAUCUAUGCAUUUGAAAUGAUUUAUACAUCUAAAUCAAAUUGUGUCUAUUUAAAUAAUAAUCAUUUCUUUGGACUGUUAAUUAUCUUGUAACCUUUUUUAAAGUACAAAAUUCAAAGCAAUCAAAAAACACAAGAUAUUAAAUUUUUAUACAAAUUUUAUUCAAACAAAUUGUUUCAUUGUUGAGAUUGAUUUCAUUUCAUGUGAUAAAUUGAUGAUAGUUAUGACAUUAAUCAAUCAAAUUAUUAGAUAAUUUUGUUGAUUUGUAAAAGGAUCAUUAAGUUUGAUUGAUUGAACAAUCGAAUGACAAAGGAUAAUUGUCACUAGUUAAUUGUUGCCCGGGCAAAAUAAUUGUUUCUAAUUGCACCUGAUUGAAAAGUUUCAGUUCUAUUAGAUCCUAGAGUUUAAGUCAACUACUAAUAUAAAUAGUCCUUAGAGUUAAUUGUUAAAUUAUCAAUACCUUUUGCUUUGAUUAACUUCACCGAGUCGUUAAUAUUAUUGAAAAUGUAUUCAUUGUUUGUGAUUACUUUAAUUGUUUCAACACAGUUAUUAUUUGGUGGGGCCAUACAAACAGAAUAUCAAAAAGACGGAAUCAGACAUUCAUAUACCGUUGAAUUGAGGACUGGACCCAUGGAAAAAGACCCUGUACCAGUGUCACUUAGUUUGGUUUUGUUGAAAGAAAUUCCCAAUUUAGGACAAUCAGGAGACUUUGCUCAAUUAUCAUCAUCAUUCCAGUUUAAGGCCAAUACCAAGUAUCAAUUCGAUUUCGAAUCUGAUAUGCCUUUUAAUCAAAUUGAUCUUUUUUCAAUCGAAUGGGUCAUUUUGGCUGAUGCCGAAGAAGGAAAUGAUUCAGUUGUCUUCGAAACUGGAAAAAUCACUGAAACUACACCUUCAAUGAAACCUUCACGUAAGCUAUUCUGUACAAACAAAGAGUACGAAUCUUUCGUAAUGGGUGGAAUGGGUUCUGCAAUUUUCUGGCCAUGUUAAAUUGCUCCUCUAAGGAUCUUUAAUUGUGCUCACAAUUAACUCGAAAAUGUUUCAAUAAAUAAAAUUUAAAUCUGCAAAUUGAA